Tachysurus fulvidraco (yellow catfish) is the source of this 6644-nucleotide messenger RNA. RefSeq names its product nemo-like kinase, type 2 (gene nlk2). The transcript is spliced from 11 exons. Gene Ontology annotation, cellular component: cytoplasm; nucleus. The record is from RefSeq and is a predicted model, not a curated record. The coding region runs from base 1386 to 2978 and encodes 530 amino acids. Lineage: Eukaryota; Metazoa; Chordata; Actinopteri; Siluriformes; Bagridae. Gene Ontology annotation, biological process: intracellular signal transduction; protein phosphorylation. Gene Ontology annotation, molecular function: MAP kinase activity; ATP binding.
UGCGACGUCCUUGUGAGGCAGGAUAUCAAAAAGGUUGAUUUGUUGAGUCGGAGUGCGCUUACUGAGACCCUGUAGCUUAGGAUGAUUAACAUGUAGGAAGCGCACGAGUGUAGGGAACAGGCUGGGAGUAAGGGACCGGAGUCAGGGUUUGAGUGUGUGUCUGUGUGUAUAUCUAUAGGUCCUGGCAGCACCAUCCGGGGAGAGGGUGAGCCGAGGAGGACACUGACUGCUUGUUUGGUCAGUGCCAGCAACACUGGAUGGCUUUUUUCUCUUUUGCUCAAGAAUUUCUUGGAUAUUUUUCCAAAUCGGAUUUAUGAUUUGCGCGCUUGGAUACAAUCGUGGAAGCAAACACGCACAGGCGCGCACACGCACACACACGCAGGCGCGCACACGCAGACACACAGAGGAAUCGAUGGGGAAAAUAAGUUGACUGCUGCCUUGGGGAAAAUUUGUUGUUUUUUCCUCCUUCUAGGAAAAGGAUCGCUGUCAUUUCUGCUCGCCACCAUGGGGGGUUUGGAUACAUAGUGGCUUUGGCACUUGUGAUAUUUUGUUAUUGUUUCUUUUCUUGAGCGCGAGCAACAAUUUCGGAGUGCCAGCUAUCCUGCGCGCGAGAAAAUACUAUUCAAAGAAAUAUAUGUCCGUAUGUACAUAUCCACACACGCAUAGGUGACUCUUUCGGCAUAUAUGGAGGGAAUUUGGUCGACUUUCCAGCCGUGCGUAAAAUAACUUCCUCCUGCAAACCCCGCAUGCAGUCCCGGCUGUGGACGCGGCCUCGGUGCAUGGAUCAGCCGACAUGGCAUGCAGUGAGAUCUAAAAGAUGAAUGCAGCAUUUCCCACGCUGACACACAUCCGUCGGUUUCCCCCUUUCACACUGCAGGAGAGGGAAAUAAACCCGAGGGUGGAGCAGAUGCGAGGCCAGGUGCUUCCCACCUCCACCAUGCGGGAGAUCUAAGGCCGCGCACUGGAUCAUCCGCCACGGGGGGAGAGGGAGUUUUAUUUUUCCAUCGCAUCAAACAUUAUUUUGUUUUAAUUUUUAAUUUUUGUUUAGUUUAGCCUUCUUUUUUUUUGUUGUUGUCCAUUUCUAGUAGGGAUCCUUUUGAAUGCUUGGUAUGAUUCUUGCAAGGUAGAAAGAGAGAAAGAAAGAGAGAGAGAGAGAGAGAGAGAGAGAGAGAGAUCUUCUUAGAAGUAGGUCAGAUCUUGCAAGAGAAAGCUGGCCAAAAUGGGAGUGACUCUAUCACUCAUGCUGAUAUGACAUCUUGCUUAGUUUUCUAAAGUCCACUGGAUUCAUGACCGCUUGACCCCCCGGCUGCUUCUUCUCUCAUCAUCUUGGCCUGUGAGGUUUCUCCUGAAGAUCUUGUUUUCUUGCAGGCUCUCCCAGAGUGCGUAUGGCUCUUUGCGGGACCACAGCUGCUAACGCGGCCAAAAUGAUGGCGGCGUACACUGGAGGUGCUUCGGCUGUGGCGGCGGCAGCCCACCAUCCACACCACCACCACCAGCUGGCUCAUCUGCCUCCUCCUCACCAGAUCCACCACCAGCACCACCACCAUGCCGGACAGCACCAUCUCCAACAGCAGCAGCAGCAUCCCGCUCCAGGUUCGGCCGCCGCCGUUCAUCCCGUACAGCAGCAACACGCAUCCGCUGCCGUCAUGCUCAACCCGAGUCAGCAGCAGCAGCAGCAACCAUACUUUCCGUCACCUGCUCCCGGACAGGCUCCUGGUCCUGCUGCGGCUGCGGCACCCGCUCAGGUGCAGGCUGCGGCCAUCAAGGCGCACCACCACCACCAUCAACACCACCUACAGCAGCAACUGGACAUCGAGCCCGAUCGGCCUAUCGGAUAUGGGGCAUUCGGCGUGGUCUGGUCUGUGACUGACCCCCGCGACGGUAAACGUGUGGCCCUCAAAAAGAUGCCCAACGUCUUCCAGAACCUCGUCUCCUGUAAGAGGGUCUUCCGUGAGCUGAAAAUGCUCUGCUUCUUCAAGCACGACAAUGUCCUGUCAGCUCUGGACAUCCUGCAGCCUCCUCACAUUGACUACUUUGAGGAAAUCUACGUGGUGACGGAGCUGAUGCAGAGCGACCUCCAUAAGAUCAUCGUGUCUCCUCAACCCCUCAGCUCCGACCACGUCAAAGUCUUUCUCUACCAGAUCCUUCGAGGUAAGAAACCUCCACACACACACACACACACACACAGAUCUGUGCGUGUGGGAACACUCCUAAUUUACUGCUUAUUAAGAAUCUGUGAUUUCGGUCUGGCUCGGGUGGAGGAACCUGACGAGUCACGUCACAUGACCCAGGAAGUGGUGACACAGUACUACCGCGCCCCCGAGAUCCUCAUGGGAAGCCGCCAUUACUCCAACGCCAUCGACAUCUGGUCCGUGGGCUGCAUCUUUGCCGAGUUGCUGGGCAGACGCAUCCUCUUCCAGGCCCAGAGCCCCAUCCAGCAGUUGGAUUUGAUCACUGACCUGUUGGGGACGCCGUCUCUGGAGGCCAUGAGGACGGCGUGUGAAGGAGCCAGAGCUCAUAUACUGAGAGGACCACAUAAACAGCCCUCACUUCCUGUCCUUUACACCCUGUCCAGUCAGGCGACCCAUGAGGCAGUUCAUCUGCUCUGCAGGAUGCUGGUCUUCGACCCGUCUAAGAGGAUCUCAGCUAAAGAUGCUCUGGCUCACCCGUACCUGGAUGAAGGACGUCUGCGCUACCACACCUGUAUGUGUAAAUGCUGCUACACCACGUCGUCUGGCCGAGUUUACACCAGCGACUUCGAGCCCGUCACCAACCCAAAGUUCGACGAUGGCUUCGAGAAAAAUCUAACAUCGGUGCGGCAGGUCAAAGAGAUCAUUCAUCAGUUCAUCCUGGAGCAGCAGAAGGGGAAUCGGGUCCCUUUGUGUAUAAAUCCCCAGUCGGCUGCUUUCAAAAGCUUUAUCAGCUCGACAGUAGCUCAGCCUUCCGAGAUGCCUCCGUCUCCUCUGGUGUGGGAGUAGCUAAUGAUGAACGAUGAACAUGACGAUGACGACGGUGAUGACGAUGAAGACAUGAAGGAGGUGGCGGUGACGGUGGCGGUGGCCGCCCACCCUACACAAAUACGAACACACACGAACACACACCUCCGGACUACUGAUGCCCCUUAAAAAGAAAAAAAAACCUGCGUAGCAUUUCACUGGAGUUAGCACUUAGCCGAGCGGCUGAUGUGUGUGUGUGUGUACUGUAAUACUAACUAAACCUAAAUGAAGUUGUAAAGAAGCAACCACUGCUGAUUCAGAUGAGAAAGAUUUGUGAAGAAGUAUAUAUAUAAAUAUAUAUAGAGGAAGGGCGGGCGGGCGGACAGGCAGGUGGGCGUAUGUGCAGGGUGUGUAACGUACAGUAGAAGUAUUUCCACUGCUCUGUGAUCUGUACAGUGGUAUGUGUAGGUAUAUGAGAGAGCGAAAAAGAGAGAGAAGUGUGCACACACGAAACACGCGAAACACAAUCGCACGCCGACGGAUGAAGACGGACGGCCUCUGUGGACUAGUUUGUGUGUUCGAUGGAAGGAAGGCUGUUGCCGUGCAUCUGCUCUGUACGUCAUGCUUUAUUUAUUCACUGAUGGAGAGAACGGGUGCAAUUGCUCUGUAUAGCACGGAGGGCAAAAGCGCACUUUCUACCUCUCUCUCUCUCUCUCUCACACACAUACGCGUAUACACACACAUAUGUAUACACACCCCGGCCUCCUAGCGCAUUUUCCAGCUCAUCACUGUUCCAUUAAUUUAUUUAAUUAUUUACUAGUGAAUUUUUCCUAGCUUGUUCUUGGUUUUUUUUUUAGGUCGCUAUAUUGUCAUUUUAUGCUCUUUCUCACACUCGUUCAGAACCAGAACAAGAAAUCAGUAUUUCAGUACAUCAGAUUGCAGAGAUACUAACGGCAAAGCCACUUACAAGAUCGCCGUACACGGUGUGUGAUGUUCUCCAUACAGUAAUUCAUAGAGAAAUCGCUUGGGCCCAAAUAGUUAGGCGUCUGAGGUAAAUGGGCCAAAAUCAGGAGCGGUGUCCCUCAAGGUUUAAUGCUGGGGCAGAUCCCAGAGCCCAGCAGUCACACUAGCAAUCGACAAAUCUCUGGGGUCACUUAUGGCUAGAUUCUUUUCAGUUCUGAUGAAUGGGAGUGUGUACUGUAUAUUUCUAUCUUCUAAAGGUAACUAGUUAAAUUAACAACACGCUAAUCUGUGUGAUACUCCUAUGUCUGAUUUACGAUACAUGCUAAUAUUUGUAGUAGCAGGUAUCCUUUCAUCAGAUUAGAUUCGAUUAGCUAAGAAAGGUAGCUGUACACGUUACACAGCCUCGCAGGAGAACCCAAACAAUCCACCGCUUCCUUUUACGCUCACAUUUCUUUUUAAUUUUUUCCUAAAUUUUUGCUUCUCAAACAGUAAAUGUGAACUAAUUGCAGAUCAGAACUAAAGUAAGUAAGUGGAAGUGGGGAACUGAAGAAACAUUGAACUCUCUCUAUCUAUCUAUCGAUCGAUCUCUGAGGAUCGUUUGACCUUACCGUGUCGAUGCCUUGAGAAAAUCUCAAUUCAAAUCUUGAGCGGUUGCAUGUGGCUUUGUCUCUUGCUAGUGUGAUAAUAGGCGUUCAGGCUAAACGCUGAGGUAAAGACAAAGUAAAAUCCUGCAAAUAACAAAGACGGCAUUCCUCAAGGUUUAGUGCUGAGGCAAAUGUAGUUCAUGAAUAAAAGGGGAUGCCACGAUGCUGUGGGAUAAAAUAUGGAAAAAAGUGGUUUUGAGAGACCGAGACUUUUCUUUUCACGUGAAUAAGCAUGAGUAGCGCUCCCGUAUUUACUCAGCUGCCAUCAUAAAAUUAUGACUGAGCACUGGCAUGCCAGUAGUUGCGUAACAGCUGAUAUAAAAGGUAUAGAUAUGGAUGUCUAAUUAUUUAUGAAGCUUGAAGUGAGGACAGCAGUGAUUUUUUCCAUAAACACGAUAACAGAUCAACAGCCAUUCCAUUUUACCCAGGAAGAAAAAAAAAACUCAAGCGAAUGUGCAUGUAUGAAUCCAAAGCAUGUUUCCGCCUGCCUGAGGCAUCGCACCGGCGCUCACUGAGGUCAAUGACACGUCCUCUACCAUAAUGUUUUUUUUUUGUUGUUUGUUUUUUGUUUUUUAUCUAUCUUUCUUUUUUUUUAUUCUUUUUGUUUUGUUAUUGAAGAACCCAGGGACAGAAGGCAUAACUUCACCUUCAUCUCUUUUACACUGUCCGUAACAAGAUCUCACAAAAAGGAGAAAAAAAAAAUAAUUCUAAUAAAUUCUCAAAAAUAAACAAUAUUUAAUAUAUAUUUUUUAGAGGACUAUUUUUUAAUUAUUUUUUUUUUCUUUUAAUGUGCUAUGGCAUGCUUUCCUUUCCUCUCCUCACGAUCCACUGAAUAUGGUAUGUAAAUAUGUGAGUAGCUGAUAGAUUUCCAUGGAGAAGAAAUCCAUGAAAAGGAAGAUGUGCAUAAAAAAAGAGAAAGAAGACUCCAACACAGAACAGUACUGCUGUAUAGAGGUCGGAAAUUAGCCUGCACACUUUUUAGGGCUGUGAAAUUUGAUUUUAUUUUUUUGAGACUUAAAAUUGUAAAUAUUUUUUCUUCUUUUUUUUCUUUUCUUUUCCCUGCACUAAAAAAAAAAGUGUAGAUUAAAAACGUAAUCCAGAACAGUAUGAUUAUGGAAACGAAAAGGACACAUAACCAAUUAUGUUAAUUGUCUUGUGUGUACUGCAAAGCUGUGGAUAUGAGUAGUCUAAUGAAGUAGAACCCUUUAUUAUUAUUAUUAUUAUUAUUAUUAUUAUUAUUAUUAUUAUUAUUAUUAUUAUUAUUAUUAGAUUUUUUCUUUAAGGAAACACUGAACUGUUUGUGUAUAUGUAUAUAAUGAAUUCACAUUGUUGGUCUCUACCUCUGGAGCUCAGUGACUUGGUUGUUUACCUCCACAUAUUUUUAAUUUCAUGUGGAGAUUUAAAAACUUGAAUGUCCCUUCCAACUUUUAUAUUCCUAGAAAACCCAGUGCAAAAAAAAUUAUUCCAAAAAAAAUUAAAAUAGCGAUCGGUUGGAGGUGGGCCCGUUCUCUCUCCUUGUACAAAAUUCCAUAUUUCCACGUUUUCCCAGCUCUGUGUUUUUUCUGACUGUUAGCUCACACUCAAUCAUUAUCGUCAAGCAAUUCAACCCUCGCCGAUCGAAACCGUCGGUAUUCUUUACUCCAAGGUUUCAAUUUGAAGUACAAAUACAUGGCAGUGCUAAAAUAUUUCGAGCAGGUAUAGCAUGUCGUAGAUAACCAUGCCAGACUUAAAUGGAGUGUGUUUUCGAGAAAGAGACUAACCUGUAACAUGCUUUGGGCCAACUUGAGAAUAAAAAAAACAAAACAAAAAGGUACUACUCAUGCUGUCAAACAUUUUUAUAAGAUAUUUGAAGUUUCUACUCAAAGGUAAUGGUAUUUGCAUACAUUUUAUGAUAUAUAUGCUUAAAAUAAAAGAGAUUAGCUUUGAAUGGCAUGAAAACAGAGGUGGGAAUCAGAAGGGACCGGAACGACUCCAGAUGUAUUAUGUGUUUGAGAAAAAAAAAAAAAAAAGAAGAAAAAAAAAAGUGGCCGGUCUCUUUUUAAAAAAAGUGUAGAUUUGAAGUACAGUGGUGAAGCUCAUUAAAUGUUGACAUUUAAGAAAA